Molecule: messenger RNA, 15357 nt
Organism: Alosa sapidissima (American shad)
Lineage: Eukaryota; Metazoa; Chordata; Actinopteri; Clupeiformes; Clupeidae
Gene: fndc7b
Exons: 57
Coding region: 1-14271 (4756 amino acids)
Molecular function (GO): protein binding
Source: RefSeq, a predicted model, not a curated record
AUGCCUGUCCUUAAAAUUCCAAACUGUAGGGUAGAAGAUUCCAUAUUCUCAGGCACAAGUUAUAAUGAAGCAUCAAAUUACUUUUUAGACCUGCGGGUGGUAAACACCAGUGGUGUUGCCCCAGUGGUGGUCACAGUGCCUGGCGGGAGCACUCAGAAGAUUGUGCAAGGUCUCAGGCCUGGGACCACUUACAGUGUUACACUUAAAGUAUUUAAGUUUUACUAUGUGCUGUGUCAGGACACAAAAACAGCUAUCACAGUGCCAGGCACAUCUCAGAUAACCUUUUCAAAGGCGAUAUCCAGCACAGCUAUCCAGGUGGAGUGGGCCCAAGUGACCACUGCAAAGUAUUACUUCUUGCUGGUGAACUCCUCGGAAACUGGGCAAAGAUAUAACUUCACCUUUACUGGGCUGUCUGCGUUGGUGAGGAACCUACAGCCAUCCACCGCCUACAGCUUCUACGUUGACACAGUGAACGCGGCUGGGACUGGUGGAAGGAGCCGAGUGCGGACAAUCUCAACAUUGGUGCAGCCACCAGGGGGCAUCAGAGCUGUGCAGACGGGCAGCCGCACAGCCCGCAUCAGCUGGGAGUCGGUGGAGAGGGUCCUGCUGUAUGAGGUGGUCAUCGCAGAUGUCAGCGACCCCAGAAAUGUUCCCGUCCAAAUGAGCGUGUCCUCCACGACGCUGGACGUGCAAAACAUUCUACCCUGCUCGUCCUACCAGAUCUCGGUCUCUUCCAUCAACACCUUCCUGGAGCCUGGAGAGGCCAACAAAUACACUUACACAACAAACAAGCUGAAUCCAGUCACAUCAGUCUCUGUGGACUACAGCUGUGCCAACAGCUCAGCGCUGGUGUCGUGGGGGGCUGUUUUUGAGGCUGACAACUAUCGAGCAAAGGCCAGGGGCAGCAAUGGCAGCCUGGUGCUCUGUACCUCCCAAGGUACCAGCUGUAGGCUGGAGGGGGUGCCCUGUGGGCAGAACUAUGAGGUGCAAGUCACCGCCAUCUCUGGGAACUGCGAGAGUGUGGCCAGUAACAACGCCAGUGCAUAUUUCCACACGGUUCCAUGCCCCCCUUCUAACGUGACGCUGUUCCGGGAGUGCUCCAGCAACGUCAUUAUCUUCUCGUGGAAGCCAACCAAUAACACAGGGAUCUACCGAGCGCGUGGAGAGAGCAAAGGGCUAGAGGAUCUGCACUGCCUGACCACUGAGACGUCCUGCUUUUUCACCAACACCGUCUGUGGCCACCUCUACACCUUUACCGUCUAUGCAGCAGUCAGUGCCAGUGGCAACUGCAGAAGCGCAGAAAGUUAUUCGGUCAGCGUGCGCACAGCUCCGUGUCAGCCACAGAACCUGCGUACCGCUGCUGCGUGUAAUUCCAAUGUCCUGACCAGCACAUGGGACAUGGCGGACGGGGCAGUUUCAUAUGUCGUGGAGGCCUUUGGGAAUAAAAAUAGCAUCUCCGACUACAACUGCAGUUCCUCUACAACCAGCUGUGCCAUGCCAGGAGUGACCUGUGGAGAGAGUCUCACCACCUACAUCACUGCGUUUGACAAUGAGUGCCCAAGCGAGCGAAACCUAGGCGAGGUGGCUGAAACCGUACCCUGUGUACCCAAGAAUGUUUCCGCGGUAUUUGAGUGUGGGUCAGACUCCAUCACGCUUAGGUGGGACUUUGCCCCAGGGGCGAUCUUUUAUAUGGGCACGGCCAUGGAUGGCAGUGGUGUUGAGCACACAUGCAAACCUACUUUGAAAACACACUGUGUGAUCCAGGGCCUGCGCUGUAGCACCGCCUACAAUGCCUCCCUCAUUGCCUCCAACGGGGAGUGCAACACAUCCCGCAGUGAGGUCGUGUCUGUGGAGACAGCCCCCUGUCCCCCAGAGAACAUUUACGCCCAGCUGGACUGUGCAUCUAAUCACGCUCUGGUGAAGUGGGCAUCCCGGGCAGAUGUGUUUUCAUACACAGCCUCUCUGGUUGACCAAUCAGGAGCCUUGCUUAGCUGCAGCACUACCAACAACCAGUGCAGAGUGACGGACCUCAGGUGCGGACAGGUGUAUGAUGUCAGUGUCACGCACCAUGAUGGAGUUUGUCCCAGCAUGCCAUCCAAGGCAUUCCAGAUGAAUUCAGUGCCCUGUGGCCCAGAAAAUGUGCACACCCAGAUGAAUUGUGGGACAGGUGUUUUGACGGUCAGCUGGGACGCCACCGAGGGGGCAGAGGCCUACAUCGUUGUUGUCGCCUACGACGAUGGUGAGCGACUGCAGAUCAACACCACGAAACCCCAGACUACUGUAGAGUCGCUGAGCUGUGGGGGGUCGUACACGGUGGAAGUGAUGUCAUACAAUGGCAGUUGCCUCAGCAUGCCAAGCCAGUCAGUACUGGUCAGAGAAGUGCCCUGUGUUCCCACCAACGUGACUGCUCAGCGGACCUGUGGGGAAAGCGCAGUCACAGUAAUGUGGCGAGCUAGCAAGGGAGCGCUGUAUUACACUGCCGUCGCCAUGGGUGACAGUGGCCACAGGUCAGAGUGUAGGUCCAACGGCACGCAGUGUGACAUCAGUGAUCUAGAAUGUGGGCAGGUGUAUAAUGUUACCGUGAUGGCAGAAGACAACUCUUGCCCCAGCCUACCAAGCGAUGAGGUCAUACUGCGGGCAGUGCCCUGUGCUCCCACUGGUGUGAGGGCCCAGGUGAGUUGCGAUGACAAUGAUGCUACGCUAUCCUGGGAUGCCAGUCCGAAUGCAGUGGGUUACACAGGCACAGCCGUGGGCAUGGAUGGGCACAGGGUGCCCUGUGAUGCAGUGACUGCGGGCUGCCAGCUGGGGGCACUGCUCUGUGGACAGAUGUAUACCUUCACAGUGUUUGCCACGGAUGGCAGUUGUGAGAGCCCCAACAGUACAGAGUAUCGAUUCGAGACAGCACCCUGUGCGCCAGAGAGCAUGGAGACCUCUUUGUCCUGUGACACCAACGCCCUGGAAGUGAGCUGGGCUCUGGGUGGUGCCGGUCUACUCUACAACGCCACUGUGAGUGCUGGAGGUGUCACUGGGCUCUCCUGCAGUUCUUCGAGUUCCAGCUGCGUCGUGGAUGGCCUUGACUGCGGCCGAAACUACACCGUGACUGUCACAGCAGCCAACAGCUACUGCACUGGGCCUGUCAGUGCACCACAAAUGGUUCAGACAGCCCCCUGCGUGCCGGAGGAUGUGUCUGUGGACCUGGAGUGCUCCACCAACGCCCUGCAUGCGUCCUGGAGCCCGCCUGCCGGGGUGCUCUCCUACAGCGGCCUUCUGUACGGCGACAAGGGCCUCUGUGAGACCUGUUCGACCUCCACGCCCAGCUGCUCCUUCAGCAACCUCACCUGUGCACACACCUACAUGCUCAGGGUGGUCACACACAACAACCAGUGCAACAGCUCUGUGAGUCAGGAGGUCACCGUGACAACAGCUCCAUGUGACCCUGAGAACGUGACAGUGGAGCUGCAGUGCACUCUGGGAGCGGUGAGCGUGAAGUGGGAGGCCAGUGCUGGCGCCAGUGAUUACACCGUCCUGGCACACUCCCAGGACACGCCGUACAUGGCAUCCUGCCGUACCAACGCCACCUCCUGUGAGCUGAGCGAGCUGACGUGUGGCAAGAUCUUCAACAUCACCGUCCUCGCCGGACACAAGACAUGCAACAGCUCCACACGUGCCUCCGCUUCUGUUCUGACCGCCCCUUGCCCACCAGUGAUGGCUGCCCCUGAGCUGAACUGCUCCACUGAUCAGGUGCGCGUCUCCUGGGAGCAGGAUGAUGACGCGGUGAGGGGCGUGAUGGUCACUGCGUUCUCGGAGGUCUUGGGCGGCCACGAGCACUCGUGUCAGGCCUCCAGUGGCAAGCAGUCGUGUGACCUGACUGACCUGCACUGUGGUCUGAGGUACACUGUGAGGGGGACGGCCAUGGGGGUCGACUGUGACAGCACUCCCAGCAGGCCAUUUAACCUCACCAUGGCUCCCUGUACCCCUGCUAUGGUGGAGGUUGACUACACAUGUGGCACUAGUAUGGCAGUGCUGAGCUGGGAUGAGAGUUUGGGCCGCGAGAGCUUCACUGCACACGUGCAGAGUGGUGACCACACCGAUGCAUGCUACACCACAGAGACACACUGCUCCCUGACCACGCUCAGGUGCGGGAGUCUCUACAAUGUUACCGUGGCAGCAGUGGCUCGACCGUGCAAUAGCAGUGAGGUCACCACACAGCUACAGACAGCUCCAUGUGCACCCCAGAAUGUGAGUGCCAGCUUGGUGUGUGCCUACACCAGUGCCCAGGUGAGCUGGGUGGGCACGCCUGGCGCUGUCGGCUACAACGUGACAGCACAGGGCAGAGACGGCGAUGCCAGGCACUGCCACAGCUCCGACACCAGCUGCCACCUGCGCAACAUGCACUGCGCCCAGACCUACGACAUCACCGUCACGCCUUUCUCCGAGACCUGUGCAGGGUUCCACAGUACCACACUGACCUUUGUGACAGGUCCUUGUCCUCCCACUGAUGUGUCUGUCUCUUUGGAGUGCGAGGGGAAUGUUGGCACGGUGACCUGGGUUGCUGUGGAAACUGCCGAUUCAUAUAUCGCCAUGGCGACUGGGCAGGACGGACACAACCACACCUGUGACAGUAACGGCACUAGCUGCUCCUUCACUGACCUGCACUGUGGAGAAUCAUAUGCUGUCACCGUGGUUACAUUGGAGCGCGGCUGUCAGAGUGAGCCUAGCCAGCCUGUGACACUUAGAACAGCCCUCUGUCCUCCCUCUAACCUUAACGGACAAGCGUCCUGCUCGACCAACGACCUGACCAUCACUUGGGAUCCCAUUCUGGUGUCCGGUGUCAGCUACAUUCUGGAGCACUGGCCCAACGUGUCCAUCUCCCUGACGGACACCUCGCAUGUGAUGACUGGGUUGACGUGCGGGACUGCUCUCACCUUCCAGGUGUUUGCCAGGGACUCACUUUGCACCAGUGUGCCGAGUUCCUCUCUGAACAUCAGCACAGCCCCAUGUGCCCCCACCAAUGUGAGCGCACGGGCUACCUGCGGCACCAGCAGGGGUAUCAUCUCCUGGAACAGGGGCGCCGGUGCCCUCUCCUACACGGCAGAGGCGGUGGGCACCCAUGGGCACCGCGUCUCCUGCACCACCAACGGCACCUCUUGCGCGCUGCCUCUUGACUGCGGACACCAAUACACGGCCACAGUGGUCUCCUCCACGGGAGCCUGCAACAGCAGCGCCGGAGCCAGCGUCCAGUUUGACUCAGCUCCGUGUUUGCCCAGUGGCGUGCAGGCUGACCUGGACUGUGCGGCCAACACGCUGGCGGUGCAGUGGCUGGCCAGCGAGGACGACCCUGACUCCUACACGGCGCUGGCCAUCGGCUCGAACGGCACGCGCUCCAGCUGCAACACCUCCUCCACCGCCUGCACCAUCGGUGGCCUGCGCUGCGGACACACCUACGGCAUUGUCGUCACCAUGUCCAUGGUAGACUGCGGCGUCAUCGAGGACUCGGACUUCCAGGUCCAGACAGCCCCCUGUCGUCCUCAGAACCCCAGUGUGGACCUGGACUGCGGCACCAACGUUGCCGUGGUGACGUGGGACAGCAGCGGCGGCCAGCAGGACCACGUAGUGACGGCGGUGAACUUCUACAGCCAGCGCAUCACCUGCAACAGCAGCCACCCCAACUGCACCUUCAGCGGCCUGAGCUGCGGGGAGGAGUACACGCUCAGCGUGGUGGGCAACACGCCACACUGCGCCAGCCAGCCCAGCGACACCGUCAGCCUCAACGCGGCUCCCUGCAUUCCCACCAUGGUUGAGGCCAGCUUGGACUGUAACACUGGUAUCACCACGGUGACCUGGGACUCUGCCAGGGGUGCCCGCGGGUACACAGUGCACGCUAUGAGCAGCGGUGGACACAACGCCACCUGCAACAACGACGACUCGCACUGUGCCUUCUCCCAGUCUGACCUGUCCUGCGGCCAGGACUACAGCAUCAUGGUGGAGGCCCAUCAUGACAACUGUGUCAGCCUGGCCAGCCACCCAAUCAACAUCUCCACUGGCCCCUGUCCCCUCUCUAACCUGCAGGCGGUGCUGAACUGCAGCGACAACUCGGCUGACAUCUCCUGGACCAGAGGCAAUGGCACGCUGCUGUAUAACGCCUCAGCCGAGGGCUUCAACGUGGACCACCGCGUGAGCUGCACCACGCCAAACACCUCCUGCACAGCCAGAGGCCUGGAGUGUGGUCACAGGUACCGCGUCAGUGUGUGGGGAGAAGGGCGCACCUGCCCCAGCCCCGCCCGCGAGUGGGUGGCCCUUAACACAGCCCCCUGCCCACCCACUGAUGUAAACGUUGUGUCAUCAUGUGACUCUGACACGGCCGCUGUUUCCUGGACGGCCUCUCGCGGCUCGCUUUCCUACAUGGCUGUCGCCGAUGGCAACCUGGGUCACAGGGUGUCGUGCAAUACGACCGGGACAGCUUGCGACAUUGGUGGGCUAUCCUGUGGGCAGACAUAUGAGGUGUAUGUGGUGGGGGUGGAUGAGGACUGUCAAAGUGCCAGGAGCGACGUCAGCAUUGUGCAGACAGCCCCUUGCAUGCCGGAAGACGUUCAGACCCAGCUGGAGUGUGAGACCGGACUCCUCAACAUCACUUGGCUUCAGCGCGGCGAGGCCCGUGACUAUCACGCCACGCUGACCAGCAGCGAGGGCAAUGUGACCGCGUGCGCUUCGGACAAGCCCGCAUGCGUCAUUCCCAGCCUGCCGUGUGGCCUUACCUAUAGCCUGUUGGUGGUUGCCCAUAACGACCACUGCAACAGCUCUCUCAGUCCCGUGCAAGAGAUCACUGCAGCCCCCUGUCCACCAGAGACCGUGAACGCAGAGGUGGACUGUGCGUCUGGUGUCGUCAGGGUAACCUGGGAGCCCAGUGUGGCUGGCGUGUGGUACACGGCGGUAGCCGCGGACAACUGCACUGCUGACCAGUACGUCAUGUGCCACGCCAACAACACAGGCUGCGACCUCGCCACCCUGAGCUGUGGGAAGGAGUACAACAUCACCGUGGUGCCCAGUAGAGACUGGUGUGUGGGAGCCUAUUAUCCAAUCCAGCACAUCAGGACAGCUCCCUGUGUGCCACAGUUGUUGGAGGUGGAGAUGGACUGCCUGUCGGACUCGGCCUGGGUGAUGUGGGAGGAGUCGUUAGGGGCGGAGGUCUACACCGCUGAGGCAACAGACUCAGAGGGGCAGAGUUUCACCUGUAACUCCACCUCCAGCCAGUGCGCAGUACAAGGUCUGGAGUGCAGUCGCCACUACAACUUUACCGUCAUGGCAACGGACUCACAGUGCGACAGCGCACUUAGCAACCAGGUGGAGUCUGAGACAGCCCCGUGUCCCCCUGAGGCGGUGCAGGUGUGGGUGGACUGCCACAACCAAUCAGUGGACGUGGAGUGGGCGGAGAGUGUGGGCGCCCUGAACUACACGGCCACGCUGGAGCGCACCAGCGGCGAGCUCACCUGUUGCCACGCCGACACCAGCGCCUGCCGCUUCGCCGAGCUGCCCUGCGGCGAGAUGUACGUGCUCACCGUCACCGCCCAGGGGCGCACCUGCUACAGCUCCCAGAGCAUGCCCACCAUCGUCAGGACAGUGCCCUGCACCCCCGAGACCCUGGAGGCCAGCAUGAGGUGCAGUGAUCACGUGGCCGUCCUCUCCUGGAGCCUGAGCAGUGGCGGCCAGAUGUUCCAGGUGGAGGCGGCGAGCGCCAGUGGCAACACUGCUGGCUGUGCCACCCACGAGGGCCAGUGUGAGCUGAGUGGCCUGCUCUGCGGCCAGGUGUACAACGCCACCGUGGUGGCACAGGACAGCACCUGCACCAGCCCCCCCAGCCAGUCGGUCAACAUCCGGACAGUGCCCUGCAUGCCCCAGAAUGUGUCCCUAGAGAUGGACUGCUCGGCAAACAGCCUGAGUGUGAUGUGGGAGGAGAGUGCCGGAUCGGACUCUUACACGGCCAACUUGACCGACAGCAAUGGCCGCUCCACAACCUGCCAGGUCACGACUUCUGACCCUCUCGACAUUUACAGCGCAGGCAUGAACUCCUGCAACGUCAGCAGCCUGGCCUGCGGACAGGUCUACCAUGUCAGCGUCACCGCCUCCGACGGCUACUGUGACAGCCAUCCCACUGACAUCACACACACAUACUCAGCACCCUGCCUUCCUCGCCACAUCCAGUCGGUGAUGGACUGCGAGUCCAACACAGCCCUGUUGUCGUGGCAGCAGUCAGCGGGGGCGGAGUCGUAUUCUGCGGUGGCCCAGGGGUCGAUGGGUCAGGUGGUGGAGUGCCAGACAUCCGACACCAACUGUGAGCUGGGCAGCCUGACCUGUGGGGACAGCUUCAGUGUGACAGUGCAUGCGCAUGGCCCCACCUGCUCCAGCCACGCCACCAUGAUAGGACAGCUCGUGACUGGUCCAUGUGUGCCUCCGUAUGUGAGCGCGCAGUACAGCCUGUCGAUUGGCCAGCUCUUCUGGGACCUGAGUCGUGGUGCCACCUCCUACCUGGCACAGGCGGCGACCGAGGAGGGCUUGAUGCAGUCCUGCCUCACCAAUGACACCUCGUGCGCCCUCUACUCCAUGAGCUGCAGCCAGACGUACAACAUCACCGUCACGGCACGCAAUAAUGUGUGUGAGGACCUGGCCACCUCUGAGCCUGUGCUGCUCGAGACUGAGCCGUGCCCACCGGGCAACGUGCAGGUGCGUAUGGACUGUGCGAGCGGGUCAGGCGUGGUGUCCUGGGAGCAAAGCACCGGUGCCGUGGGCUACAAGGCCUUCCUGGACGGACGCAGCGGCCACUCCCUCAGCUGCCUGACUGCGGACACCUCCUGCAGCGUGCCGGGCCUUCAGUGUGGCACCGUCUACUACACCCGCGUGCGGGCACUGGGCGAGGCGCUUAACAGCUCCGACAGCACCACUGUCCUGCUCACAUCAGCCCCCUGUCCACUCGUCCUCACCAGUGUGGUAGCGGAGGUUGACUGUGAGAAUGACACUGUGGAGAUCAGCUGGGACUGGCCCGACGGAGCUGACUCCUAUGAAGUGGAGGCCGUCAGUGACGACGGUUACCGAGCGGCAUGCAUGGCAGAGGACAACCACUGCCAGAUGACCGAGUUGGAGUGUGGACAGACCUACACACUCAACCUCACCACCAUCAACGAGAACUGCCACGUCACGCAGACGACAGACAUUACAUUCCAAACACGGCCUUGCACACCCCAGCACAUGAAUGUGGACCUGCAGUGUGGCAGCCAGGCUGCUAUACUGACCUGGGAGCAGCAGGGUGACGUGGAGCUGUAUGUGGCUUGCACCACCUUGAGUCCUGGAGGACCAGAAGUGUACUGCAACAGCACAGGCUCCAGCUGCCUGUUCUCUGAUCUGGAGUGCGGCAGCAGCUACACCUUCACCGUAACCGCCCACGGCAGCACCUGCACCAGCUCUGCCAGCAGCGCUAUGGAGAUAGUCACAGAGCCCUGCCAGCCUGACCAUGUGACCGCAGAGAUAAUGUCAUGUGACAAUGACACAGUGGCUCUGACAUGGAUGGCUGCCAGAGGGGCAUUAACCUAUAGUGUCACUGCAAAUGGGGACCUGGGAUAUGUCAACACUUUCUUGACCAAUGACACUGAACUAUAUGCGGAUCUCACCUGCGGACAGACCUUCAUCUUCACCGUGGUGGCUCAUGACGAGAGAUGUGACAGCCCACCGAGUUACUCUUCUCCUGUCAAAAAUCCGCCAUGUGUGCCACGACACAUCGAGACAUAUGUCGAGUGUGAGGAUAGCCUGGGCUCGGUCAGUUGGACAGAGAGCGACGGGUCGGACUUUUACACCGCCAUCGCCGUGGGCCUGGAUGGCCACACACACACGUGCCACAGCAACGGCAGCACCUGCAGCUGGGAUGACUUGCACUGUGGAGAAAGUUAUGUGGUCCAGGUCGUUGCCAAUGACGAGACAUGCACUAGCCAGCCAAGCGACAGCACCACCAUCCAUAUGGCUCCAUGUAUCCCCCAGGGCCUGAUGGCACAGCUGGACUGCAGUUUGAGGGUGGGCUCCCUCACCUGGGAUCCCAGUGAAACAGCAGAGACCUAUGUGGUGAACGCAGAGGCAGCUGAUGGCCACACGGUGGCACUGUCCACCAACAACACCAGGGCUUCCAUCUCAGAGUUCCACUGCGGGCAGGAGUAUUACCUCACAGUCAGCGCAGUCGGCCCCAACUGCACCAGCCGACCCAGCAUGCCAGCACAGCUGCAAACGGAACCCUGCCCUCCGACCAUGGUCACCAGCUUCAUGGACUGUGUGUCCAACAUCGCCGUGGUUUCGUGGGCAGAGGGUGUGGGUGCCGAGUACUACACGGCCGUGAUGGAGGGGCCUGACGGCAUCGCCGGGAGCUGCCUGUCGUCCAGCACCAGCUGUGGCCUGUCCAAGCUGCUCUGCGGAGAGUCCUACACUGUCACCGUCACCGCCGCCAACCGCCAGUGCAACUCCAUGCCCAGCGCAGUCCGCCACCUCAAUGCUGUUCCCUGUGUGCCUCUAAACGUGUCUGUGGAGAUGGACUGUGGGAAUGGCGAUGCAAUGGUCUCCUGGAGCUCCACCCAGGGCGCUGUGCUGUACCGUGCCUUUGCCCAAAGCAUCCGCGGAGAGGCCUCCAUCUGUGAGAGCUCCGAGCCCCAUUGUGCCCUGGAGAACCUCACCUGCGGCGUCCCCUACCAAGUACAGGUGGUGUCCGUCGGGGACAACUGCACCAGCCUGCCCAGUCAGGCCGCUGAGUUUCAGACAGUGCCCUGUGCCCCUGAGAUCACAGCGACGAUUCUUGACUGCUUCACACACUCAGCGCUGCUGGAAUGGGCCUACGCUGAGGGGGCACAGGCCUACUCAGCCCUGGCACAGUCUGCCAAUGGGCACAACAGUAGCUGCAGCACCAACUACACCAACUGUGAGCUGGCUGGGCUGGCUUGCGGUCAGGUCUACUCAUUCACCGUGGUGGCAUCUGAUGUCCAGUGCAGCGGUAGAGCCAGUCUCAGCGUGGACACACCAUCAGUCCCCUGCCCACCUAUGGCUGUCGUCUCAUCACUGGAUUGCGAUAGUAACACGGCCUUAGUUGAGUGGGGGGCCAGUGGUGGGGCGGAGUCAUACAUGGUAAAGGCCAUUGGUUGGGAGGGUCAUGUGACAGGAUGUAACACAACGGAUCUGGAGUGUGUUGUGCCCGACCUCAUGUGUGGCUAUACGUACAACAUCAGCGUGGUCGCCAUUGGCAACGAGUGCAAUGUGUCAGAGAGCGACAUCUCAUUACUCCAAUCAGUGCCCUGUGUUCCGGAGCGUCUGGAGGGGAAUGUGGACUGUGAGUCCGGGGCAGUGUCCGUGUCAUGGGAGCCCAGUAACGAAGCCACCUCUUACACGGCCAUGGCCGAGGGCGCCGCCGGCUACGCCUCUGUGUGCAACAGCAGCACCACGACGUGUGUGUUCAGCGAUCUGCUGUGUGGACUCACCUACAGCAUCAGUGUGUUGGCAACUGACAGCACCUGCUCCAGUCCAUACAGCUCCAGCAUACAAAUGGAUACAGUGCCAUGCCAGCCUCAGAACGUCAGUGCCCAUGUGGAGUGCUUCAGUGGGGGAGGCAUAGUGUCAUGGCAACAGGGCGAGGACCUGUCCUCGUACAGGGUGCAAGCGGCAGGCCCCGACGGCCAUCGCAUCCAGUGUCAUAGCAACGACACCAGCUGCCGCUUACCCAGCCUCUUGCACUGCGGUCAGCGCUACAACCUGACUGUGAGUGCACAGGACAGCCAGUGCAGCAGCCCUGACACAUACCUCACGCUGCAGUCAGUUCCUUGCGAGCCCACUAACUUGCAGGCGUCGUUGCUGUGUGAGUCAAACACUGCUGCAGUGACGUGGGAGCGUGCCAGCGGUGCAAUGGGCUACCAGGCAGAGGGCAUUGCCACAGAUGGGCACCAGGUCAGCUGCAACGCCAGCCUGACCCACUGCGACCUCCAGGACCUGCACUGUGGUCAGACGUACAUAGUGUCAGUGUUUGCCCAGAACAGAGAGUGCAACAGCCAGGAGAGAGUUGACACACAAGUGAAGACAGCCCCUUGUCCUCCACAGAACGUAUCUGUCCACUCGCAGUGUGAGGACGGUUCCAUAUUGGUCACCUGGGAAGCCAAUCCCGACGCGGAGUCCUUCCACGUUACUGCGACACCCAACAGUGGGCCGUCCCUGUCCUGUGACUCCAUGGACACCAGCUGCUCCAUCAGCGGCCUGCCCUGUGGACACAGCUACGCUGUUACUGUGACAGCCGUGAGAGACGGCUGCACGAGCGAAGACAGUGAGACGGUCCAGGUGUCCACAGCUCCAUGUAUACCUCAGUCUUUCCAUGGCAGUCUCGACUGUGUCAGCAACUCAGUCUGGGUGGGCUGGGACAGUGCCUUGGGGGCGGAGUCUUACACAGCAUUGGCUGUGCGAGAGGGCGGAGCCAACUCCUCCUGCACCAGUGAUGAUGACACCUGUGGUGUUCCCGAUCUGGACUGCGGGGCUCUGUACACGUUUAGCGUCACCGCCACCAACGAAUACUGCAGCAGCACAGCCAGCACAACCUUCCAGAUAGAGACAGCCCCAUGCCCCCUGACAGAAAUCUCCACGGAGACGGAAUGUCAUAGCAACGUGAUCGAUGUACGCUGGGAGAUGACCGAGGGCAUGGCGUUCUACCUGGCCACGGCUGAGGGCCACGACAAGAGCCUGCUGAUGUGCAACAGCACGUCCACUUCCUGCCAGCUGCACGGAGCCCGCUGCGGCAUGCAGUACACCGUCAUCAUCUCCACCUCAUCAGACAAAUGCUCCAGCCUAAGGAGUCCACCCAGGAAGAUCCACACAGCCCCAUGUGCACCAACUGGCCUGUCCGCCCAGGAGGCGUGUGAGCAGGAUGUGGUGGUGGUGUCCUGGACCCCCUCCCGCGUGGCACACUCCUAUUCGCUAACGGCCGUAGGUGGAGACGGCGACGUGCGCACUUGCACUUCCAGUGUGAGCAACUGCACCCUGUCUGACUUGCACUGCGGACAGUCCUACACCGCCACUGUCACCGCUAGUGGCGCCAACUGCACCAGCCCUCCCAGCGCACCACUCACCUUCCAGUCAGUGCCUUGUGAGCCAGAGAAUGUAACCGUGGACGUGCAGUGUGAGACCAGCUCCGCUAUUCUGUCCUGGGACGCCAGUGAGGGAGCGGUGGCCUACGUGGGCUGUGCAGAGACGGACGAUGGGGACAUGCUGUACUGCCACACCAUGGGCACCUCCUGCUCCAUCCAGGGCUUAGACUGUGGCUCCUUCUACAACUUCAGUGUCCAGGCGUCAGAUGGCGUGUGCAACAGCUCCUUCAGCCCUCCAGAAAAACAGGGAGCAGUGCCCUGCCCCCCUGCCAACAUCCAGGUGAGGGUGCGUCGUCUGGGCGUGAUGGAGCUGGUCCUGGUGUCCUGGAGUGCAGUGGAAUGUCCCGAAGUGGAGUAUCUGGUGCUGCUCAGCGGCCUUAUCCAGGACGACCCACUGGCAGCCAUAGAGGUCUCCUCCUACUGGACGGAUCACACCUUCUUUGAGUUCCCCCUUCCCUGCGGAACGAGCUACAACAUCCAAGUUCUCACCCGGAAUGCUGCCGGAACGAGUGAUCCUUCAGAAGCCAUCACUGGAACUACAGCUCCAUGUGCUCCCGAGGGUUUCCAAGCCCGUGGUGAUGACUCGUCUGCCACGCUGAGCUGGGACGCGGCCGUGUUUGCCGAAGACUACACAGUCACCGGGGUGAGCGAUGGCGAGCGUGUGGAGGUGUGCGCCACGACCGCCCUCACCUGUGACGUGACCGGAGUGGUGCUCACCACUCUAGAGCUCACCGCCAGGAAUGCAGUGGGAGGAAGUCUCCCCACCAGACUCACUGAAUCUGCCCAGGGUCGGCGUAGAAGAGAUCUGAGAGAAUCACAGAUGAUGGCCGGCCUGCUGGAGAUUGAUGUGUUGACCACACCUAAGCUGCAGGUUACUUCAGUCACAGGUGUGACCCUAGACCUGGAGUGGUCUCCUGUGAGAGGGGCGUCAUACUACACUCUUAUUGUGAAGGAGGACACGUCCUCACGACCCCCCCGUAAGGUGCUUACCAUCUAUGACGAGGUUGCCACGGUGACAGACCUCAAGCCCGCCACCCGCUACUGCGUUGUCCUUUCAGCCAAAAACUCCAUCGCCCAGAGUGCCUACUCCCAGCCGCUGUGCAUCACCACUGGUGUGCCCAUGUGAGUGGCAGCUGAUGGAGGACUGUGAAGGCGAGUGUGUGCCAUUUACAGCAAGACGAAGAACAGGAUCAGUUUCUUAUUUUCCUUUUUCCUUCAUAAAAGCGGAUUUUAUGAUAAGAUAGAUAGGUCAAAUCAACAUAGAAAUUAUUCUGCAUUUUCUAGAUCACUGUAUAAAGGAAAGAGAGAGAAAGGGGGAAGAUUGCAUUUUCAGAAGGCUGCACAUAUCCAGGAAAAAAAAUAUAUUAAACCAUCCGGUUUUCCUUCAGAUGCAUGGAAUUUCUCCACUUUUGCUACCAGAUCCAAUAGGGCUAUCCAUCAGAAAAAUAGUAGAGAUAAUAAAAAAUAAAUAAAAAUAAAAUAAAAAUGAUAAUGAAUCAAAUAGCGUAUUGAUGCAAUAUAUAUUUUACUACAUGAAUGUGAAGAAAACGUUUUUAUCGAGUAUUUGAUACACUCUAGGUGUGAUUUGCCCAAACCCGUCAGUUGAUUGUCAGUUGAACUCUUUUCAAAAUGAGUUACUUAUAUGUUUGAAAUAUCAAUUUUUUCAAUUAUUCAAAGUCAAUUAUGUUUGAUCGCUAGUUCUUUUGGUGAAUAUAAUUUAAUAUUAGCUCUACUGUAUUUAUCACAAAUGCUUAUAUUUUUUAAAUAGGCACAAAGGACACAUUUUCUGUAAUAACAUACCUACUGUACUCUAUUCAUUCCCUGUUUUUGUUGACUGUCUCAAUCAAGUUUGUACAUUCAGCUUUAAUCUAGAUAGAAAGCAAAUAAAUUGGUUGUAUAUCAAUCAUGACUUUGUAAACCAUACAGUAUAUUUUUUACUUCAUGUACAAUAUGACCUUAUCUCAUUUUGUGUGAACACUCUGCCAUAGUUUUUUUUUUUUAAUUAAUAUUAUUUUAUUGAGCCCGGAGAUGAAGGAAUAAAAGUCUGUGAAAGUGAAAAGCGUAAAAAGAAGACCCGGCUCAUCUUUGAAAAGGUACCGUAUGUUUGCUGUCAUGUCAAACUGAAGGACUGUUGAUUGCUCGGUUUACAGUGAGUGGACCACUAAUGUGGACUACAGAGUGAAAGACCCUUUGUAUGUCUUCAAACUGGUCA